GUCGUUUGAGAUAUGUUUUCCAAAAGGGCAUUUACAUUUUUGUUAGUUUCCCAAACAAAGAAUCCCUGGGGUUUUUAUUUCAUUAACAAUAAGUAAAUAUCAUGCAGUAUUCAUUGCCCUGUCCAUUGUUCAUGUUUUAAAAAUACUUGUAAACUGAUAGGCCCUGCCAUGUUCAAGGCAGCUAAAAACAAAUAUUUAAGCAAAACUGUAAUCUGAGCUCAGAACUGUUUUUGAGGUUUCUUCUGGAAGAGCUUUUUCCCCCCUCUGGAAUUUUCUCUCGGAUGAGGAUCAGCUGGAGGGGGAGGAAAGUUAGCCAAAUCUGGAGCUGUGUCGUUCAGCACAUCUGGAAGCAGUUUUGUGUGGCUCUCUCACUCCACCAAGCAAUGUCUGGAUUCUGUGCAGCUCCAUAGUAGCAGAAAGGAAGGAAAACCUACUCUAAGUAAACUGCAAGAGAAUUUCAAAGACAUUUCCCUAUCAAAACAUGUCUAUAGGGACUACAGAGGACUUCCAAGUCUCUUCUGUGCAGGAUUUCAACAGGGAUCUCACAAGAGAUCCAGUUUGGGCAUGAUUUUCUUUUUUGUCCUGGACCAUCCAGCAACCAAGAGCAACUGCCUUCCAGUUAUUGUUCUGGAGAAAGACAUCUUGAUUGCUGUACUGCAUUUAACAGGUUGCAGCCCUCCAAAAGGGACACAUGGCUUUACUCCGAAAAAUUAAUCAGAUUCUACUGUUCCUACUUGUUUUUACCAUCUGUGUCAUUCUUUAUAACAAAGUUCACAAGAUGCCAUCUACCUUGCUAAAGAAUGAACCAGUUGACUUGGAGAGCCCGGAAGAAAUGGAAGAAGACAUUCCUGUGGUGAUAUGUGCUGCAGCAGGAAGAAUGGGAGCAGCAUUUGCAGCAAUCAGCAGCAUUUACAGCAACUCUGAUUCAAACAUCUUGUUCUAUAUCGUUGGCCUCAAGAACAGCAUCCUACAUAUCAGAAAAUGGAUUGAAAAUUCCAAACUGAAAGAUAUAAAGUUUAAAAUUGUGGAAUUUAACCCCAUGGUACUAAAAGGGAAACUCCGACCAGAUGCAGCCCGCCCUGAGUUACUUCAACCUCUGAACUUUGUUCGAUUUUACCUUCCUCUACUUAUCCACGAACAUGAGAAAGUGAUAUAUCUUGAUGAUGAUGUAAUUGUCCAAGGUGACAUUCAAGAACUGUAUGACACCAAGCUAGCUCCUGGGCACGCUGCAGCUUUUUCAGAUGACUGUGAUUUGCCAUCGACUCAUGAAAUGGUCAGAAGUGUAGGAAUGCAGAACACCUAUAUGGGAUUCCUAGACUACCGGAAACAAAUAAUUCGUGAUCUUGGCAUUAGCCCCAGCACCUGCUCCUUUAACCCUGGUGUCUUUGUCGCUAACAUGACGGAAUGGAAGCACCAACGAAUUACAAAGCAGUUAGAGAAAUGGAUGCAAAAAAAUGCUGAAGAAAACCUUUACAGCAGCACUCUUGCAGGAGGUGUGGCCACUCCCCCAAUGCUCAUUGUAUUCCAUGGAAAAUAUUCACCCAUUACUCCUCUGUGGCAUAUUCGCCAUCUAGGCUGGAGUCCUGAUGCCAGGUACUCAGAACAGUUUCUUCAUGAAGCCAAGUUACUUCACUGGAAUGGAAGAUACAAGCCUUGGGACUACCCCAGUAUUCACACUGACCUUUGGGAAAAGUGGUUUGUCCCUGAUCCUUCAGGGACAUUUAAACUGAUUCGUCCUAACAGCUGAUGCCAUUAUUUACAUUUAUGACAUCUGAGUUGUUAUUUCCAGCCCACACAAGGGACAUAAGUCUACAUAGUACAAGAUGAUGUGAUUUACCUCCUUCAUUGUACAGUUGUAUGAGACUGCAGUUGACUUAUGCAGUCACCAUGAGUGAUGUUGAAGCAGUGUCUCAAAAUGAAACUAAGUGUGCAGUGGAACUAUUUUGAAGUGUGCACAGAAGCUCCAGUAUCAUCAUGCUAUUGAGAUUUCAACUCCUACGGAAAUGGCUUUUAUGAAAUCAGGAACUCCUUUCCAGCAUUAAAUUAUAUCCUGUAAAUAUUAGAUUUCUUGCUAACCACCUGUAACACUUCUGAAUAAAAACGCUUGUUAUAUAGCCUUUCUGUAGUCAAUAUUAAACUAGAAUUAAAAUUAAACAUCAGUUUUUUAUUUCAAUUAAUUUAUCACUGCUUCUUUUCAACACAAAGCAAUUAAGACUUUUUAAAAAUGCCAUAAUUAAGCACCAGAAGAUACCAUAAUACAUUGCAUUUUUGUUUGCAAGGAAUUGGCAGAUCAGAAGUGUUUUAAUUCUAUUUAAAGCACCAUGUUUGAGAAUUUAUGCAUUCACAUUUGACCUGUUAUUUCGUAAUUAUUCCAGAGUGAUAGAAUAGAUGCUUCUUUCAAAACAAAAUAUUUUCUUUCAUUUUCAUGAUAGUUAUUGAGCUAUCCAUCAGCAAUGUUUAACAGUAUUGUUAAAUAUAAAAUUGUUCCAGAUCCCUGAUGCAAGGAACUUUGAGCACUUGCAAGAAAGAGUCCUUGUAAACAAUGAUACAUAUAAAAUAAGUGAAUAAUUUUUGUAGAUUGUUGACUGUACAAUGAACAAUUUUCACACAGAAUAACCAACAUGAUCAGAACCAGAAUAUACACCUCAGUCUUAAUUUAAAACAAUGGGUUGGAUCCAAAGAGGCCCUUCCCCCUAGGUUUAAAGAGCAUAUUUCCAUUAGUAGACGGGUGUUACCAUCAAAAGCAGUGUAGUUCUUCCACCAGUGAAACACAUAAUUUGCCCAGUAUUAGAGCAAAAGGCAGAAGUAGCCACCUCAAACCCAGUGACACUCAACUGAGAUGAAACCUCCAACCAAGAUCCCAUGGAAGCCUUAUCUGUCUAGCUGGGUGGUCUGGCAAGGCUGAGCUGCCUCUACUUCCAAGCCUCAGCAAACAAGAGCAAGAAGUUAAUAAGCAGCCAUAGAAAAGACACAGAAAGCACAAGCACAUUUUCAGUUCUUAUUACUACUGCAGCCUUCUCCCAUGUCUAGCACGAUGGCUGCUCCCCCAUUCUGCCUGGGUAGUGAGCAGAUGCCCACUUGAGGGGGAAGCAGGCAAGAGUUGCCAGCAUGACCUGCCAGCUCCCCCUGAACCUACCUCCAUUAUACUGGCUGCAACAAGGCACUCUGCUAAAGACAGGGAGUCCAACUUCAGCUUGUAUCUGUUGUUAAAUGAUUCUGUCUACUGCUAAUAGUACUUUGGAUCCAACCUGUUUUCUAGGAUUUUAAGCCACAUGAUUGCAAGGGUGGGGGAGACCAUAAACAUGCUUAUCUCCUAAAAAGCACAUGAGAACACAUUUUGAAAAGGUUUAAGCUGCUACGAGGCUAUGGAUUUACUUUAAAUUGAUUCAUUCAAGCCAUAAUUGCUAAUACACACAAGUACUUAAAGGAAACAUCCAGCAGUCUACGGUGCAGUUA
Messenger RNA from Heteronotia binoei (common prickly gecko), 3456 nucleotides. It is a transcript of the gene GLT8D2, whose product is annotated as glycosyltransferase 8 domain containing 2. The record is from RefSeq and is a predicted model, not a curated record. NCBI's taxonomy places the organism in Eukaryota, Metazoa, Chordata, Lepidosauria, Squamata, Gekkonidae. Gene Ontology annotation, molecular function: glycosyltransferase activity. Bases 692 to 1747 code for a protein of 351 amino acids. The transcript has 10 exons. Gene Ontology annotation, cellular component: Golgi apparatus.